This is a messenger RNA of Toxorhynchites rutilus septentrionalis, 416 nucleotides long. RefSeq lists its product as uncharacterized. The record is from RefSeq and is a predicted model, not a curated record. Lineage: Eukaryota; Metazoa; Arthropoda; Insecta; Diptera; Culicidae. The coding region runs from base 105 to 416 and encodes 103 amino acids. The transcript is spliced from 2 exons.
AUAAACCGUCGGUGCCACCACUCUGAGGGAUGAAUAUAUAAACGAAUGUGCGAUUCUCGUGGCCAAACAUUGCAGCUGGUCGCGUGGAUGGAACGUGUGCUUAAAUGAUGAGACUGUCCACCACGAUAUUUCUGUUUAUGGCAAUGUCGCUGGGGCAAUGUUUGACCCGAACGUACAAUCUACAGACGGAGGAAGAUCGAAAUGGGAAGUACGAGCGGGCACUUCUAGGUCUGAAAACAUCCGAAGGUCUCCGGUUGGAUAAGCACAUUAUGCAAGCUAUACGCGAGGUGAUUUGGAAGGAGGAAGCUACCCGACCAAUGCGCCAUGGAUAUAGACUUGUUGCGGUGCACUGGGAUAAACCAAUGCAAUCACGGGAAAUAGCACAAUUACAGUAUAGAAAUAAGGUGCAUCAUUAG